Salarias fasciatus (jewelled blenny) is the source of this 2132-nucleotide messenger RNA. RefSeq names its product translation initiation factor IF-2-like. Lineage: Eukaryota; Metazoa; Chordata; Actinopteri; Blenniiformes; Blenniidae. The record is from RefSeq and is a predicted model, not a curated record. Bases 806 to 2029 code for a protein of 407 amino acids. The transcript is spliced from 7 exons.
AUCUGGCGGUCUCGCGGUAGUGGAGCUAACAGGGAGCUAAUGCUAACCCACCGGGAGUCCAGUCAGCCAGCAACCGGGUUUAAGCAGCCGGAGGCGGACACAUGAGCUGCUCCGCGGCCGCUCCCUGACUUCACCGACAUGGAUCCACACACCGCGGAGGACGGUGAGCUGGAGGACGGGGAGAUUUGCGACGAUGAGACGGAAGAGCGGGCGCCUCCGCGACGGGGCGACGGAUACAGGCCCGGCCGCGGCGCUCAUCCCCGGGCACACAAACGACAUCAGCGGCCGCGCGGCGGGCCUCCUCUGCUGGGCCCCCCGCCGCCAGACUUCCCUUCCCGAUGGCCCUACGGCCUCGGUCCCCACGCCCCCUUCCCCCCGAGCCACCGGCAGCAGUGCGGGCCGAGCGGGCCCGAGCGGCCUCCCGCCGUCCCCCCUCCGGCUCCGCUGCUCCCGCCGCCGCCGGAGCUCGGCCCGCACGGAGAGCCGAGCCCGCGGGGCAGCUUCUGGGAGCGGAGCCAUGGAGCCCUGGGCCGGUUCAGACACCGGGUCCUGCCGAACGGGGGCCGCGGGGGCUGGAGCCGGGUGUGGUCGGGGCGGAAACAACCGGAAUCUCCCCGGACGUUACGGGCCCGCAGAGAUCCACGACUCUCCCUCGAGGAAACAGAAGCCCCCGGGAGAACCAGGCCCAGAAGGGGGUCCACAGUGUUCCCAGAGGAGACAGCAGUGUUGAGGAGUCCUUCGAGGACCUCCUGUCCAAGGACAAGCAGAUCCAGCUGAACUGGAGUGCAUCCGCAAGGAGGAGACCAUGGCGCUGGCGCCCACGGCACCGCCCGCCGCAGAAGAUGAGGUGGGGCCGGCGCCGGUCUUCCAGAGGCGCCGCCGGGACCCGAGUCGGGACCUGAACUGGCGGAGAACCUGGUGGAGGUGGACAAAGCAGAGAAAGAAGGUUUCCAGGCGUUCAACAUCAAGCCGCUGCGACAGAAGCUGCCCACGCCGGCCCAGCUGGACCAGCUGCACAGGAAGGGCUCGGAGGCCGGCGAGGGGGCGGGCCUGGAGCCCAGGGCCAGAGCCAAUCACAGAAGAGCCUGAGGACAGAUGUGUGCUCUGCGGGGAACCAGCCACAUCCGCCGGAUCAGAAGCUGAAGUGGAACCGGCCAGAGUCUGGGACCAGAACCUCCCUCAGACCUGCGGGUCGUGCCGAGCGCCGGACCCGGCUCCGGGGUCACCACCAGGUCCGCUGCUGCCGCCGGGAGGAGGAGGACCAGGUCCACGCCCGCCGACCAGGACCACAAGAGCGCAGCCAGGCCGCCUGGCAGAGACGGAUCCAGACCCGGUCCAAGGCCGGGUCCGGUCCAGGAAGACCCGGACCCCAAGAGGCCGGGUCCAGAUGAGCCGGGCGGCUGCGGCUCAGACGGCGGGGCCGAUCCACCAAUCACGGCGGCCGGAGGAGCGGGAGCAGCCGGAGGAGCGGGAGCAGCGGAGGAGGAGCGGGAGCAGCCGGAGGAGCGGGAGCAGCCGGAGGAGCGGGAGCACGGAGGAGCGGAGUCUGAGAGGAGUGAAGGCCGGCCCGACGAGCCGGAGCCGCCGGGGGAGUCCUCGGCUCCAGCGAGGACUCCGGCCCGACCGACAGGAAGGCGGAGGAGGAGGAGCUGUCGGAGCUGCGCAGCCGCCUCCUGGCGCUGCAGUCGGCCAGCAGGAAGUGGCAGCAGAAGGAGCAGCAGGUGAUGAAGAGGAGCAAGGACCGCAUGUCCAGAGCCCCCCGGACAGGAGCCCGGCCCCGCCCCGGCCCCGCCCCGCCAGGUCCAGGGUCACCACCAGAUCCGCCGCCGCCGCCGCGCCGAGAGGAACAGGGCCAAGUCCAAAGCCGCAGACCGAGACCGCACCAAGACCGCACCAGACCCCCGACCGGGACCGGGACAGACCCAGACCGGUCGUCCCCGGGCAAGUCGCACCUCACCAAGACCGUCUCCAGCUCACACCACCAAGCAGCAGGCCGGUGGUGAAGCAGGCGUCAGGAAGCAGCAGCUGAGGACGUGGAAGCUGCAGCAGGACGAGAGACGGAGACAGGAGGAGGACGAGCGGCGCAAACGGGAGGAGGAGAUCCGCGCGCAUCCGAGACCUGUCCAACCAGG